Molecule: messenger RNA, 1902 nt
Organism: Cyprinus carpio (common carp)
Lineage: Eukaryota; Metazoa; Chordata; Actinopteri; Cypriniformes; Cyprinidae
Exons: 6
Coding region: 132-1367 (411 amino acids)
Source: RefSeq, a predicted model, not a curated record
UGAUCAGUGUAUUACCGGAACAUCUGAGACUUUACGUAGGUACAUCACUCGGUGGACUGCCAGUGAUGAAUUGGCCCUUUAUCGACAAAACACUUUUUAUUUCCACAUUAUCUGCAUAAGGCUCAUUUAAAAUGAAGGUCUUUAUUUUGUGCAUCAUAUUGUGUACAUUCGUCAUGCCUGUUGCAUCUGAUGUUGGUGCAGAUGUAGUGUCAGUGUCAGUGAUGGAGGGAGAUUCAGUCACUCUAUACACUGGACUUAAAAAAUCCCAACAAGAAAGAAUGAAAUGGUAUUUUCUUGUCGAUCGUAUAGCAGAAAUCACUGGCGAUCAGUGUAAAAUCUGUACAGAUGCUCAGUGUAAAGAGAGAUUCAGAGAUAGACUGAAGCUGGAUCAUCAGACUGGAUCUCUGACCAUCACAAACAUCACAAUCACAGACACUGGACUCUAUAAACUACUGAUCAAUAGCCAUAACAGUGAAGUAAUCUUUGGUGUUUCUGUCAGUGCCAUUUCUGCUGCUCUGCUAGACAAAAUGAAGAAAAAGGAGGGAAAAUCUGUCAGUUUAGAUCCUGGUGUAAUAAACCACCCAAAUGAUAUGAUGAUGUGGUAUUUUAAUGACUCUCUCAUCGCUGAAAUCACUGGAGAUCAGAGUGAGAUCUGUACAGAUGAUCAGUGUAAAGAGAGAUUCAGAGACAGACUGAAAUUUGUGUCUGGAUCUCUGACCAUCACAAACUGUAUAACCACAGACUCUGGACAUUAUACACUACAGAUCAACAGCAGCAGAUUCAGCAUCAUUAGGAGCUUCAGUGUUACUGUCACUGAUGCAUUUGGUGUUGAUACAGAUGGUCUGUCAGUGAUGGAGGGAGAUUCAGUCACUCUACACACUGAUGUUAAAAUGACUCAACAAGACAGAAUUAGAUGGUAUUUUAAUAGCAUUCGCAUAGCAGAGAUAAUUUAUAACCACAGUAAGAUCUGUACAGAUGAUCAGUGUAAAGAGAUAUUCAGAGACAGACUGCAGCUGGACAGUCACACAGGUGACCUCACCAUCACAAACACCAGAACUACAGACGCUGGAGUUUAUAAACUACUGAUGAACAGCCGCAACAGUGACAGGAUCUUCAAUGUUGCUGUCAGUGGUGUUUCUGCUGCUGAACGACAUGAAGUUAACAGAAAGUUAGUGGAGAAGGGAGAAUCUGUCACUUUAAAUCACGGUGUAAUAAACCCAAACAGUUCAGAGCCAUUUUCAGGUGCUGCAGCAGCAAGUGCUUCUGUUAUUGGUGGUAUUUUUGAUUUUAUUGUUGUCCUGCUCAUGGCUGUAGCAGCUGGUUGUGUGCUUAACAAUGGCAAGUAUGCAAGCAUUACAUUCAAAUGAUUGUACAAAAUGUAAAUAUUUAUUGUGCAAAAAGAAACUUAAAAUGUUCAAGUGUAUUUUAUUCUAAUUGGCCAAUUAAGAGUUUGUUAUUAUUGUUUAAUUAUUGUCAGGAUACAGUGAGCACAGACUCCGUUUGUCUGAAGAAAAAACAGAAGUCGUGUAGCACAAGUCACCAUGGCGACUAUAAACCUGCUCAAAACCAACACCUUCUUGAGUUAAAUGUGAACUUACCUGGGUAAAAACUCAAAACAGCUUCGGCAAAGGUCUCUGCAGUUUGCUCUCGUUUCUGGUGUUUGAGGCUCAGUUUGAAUCGGUGUGCUGCUCUGUAAAGGACUACUUUGGUUGUUGGAUUUUUACUGUACUGUUUCUGCUGCAUGGACUUUUGGUCAGAUAACUGUAUAUAUCUUACUCCGGAUUAGACCUAUGUAUUGAUUUCGCUACCAUGAUUGUCUGUUGUUUCUUGUAUUUCUGUUGUAGUUGUGUUCAUGUUUGAUUUGUAAAGUGCUUUGAGCUCUGGAAAAGCACUAUAUAAAUU